GCUGCUGGGACUCAGUGUGAUCAUGUGACGGGAGAGCGCAAGAGGAGCUGGUCGGUAACGGAGGACCGAAUGCCAAUCUCAUUGAGAAAGCGCCUUUAUUGCGCGUGAGAGACGGGAGGGACAGACGUUUCUAGUGCUGCACGCAUACACAGACGGACAAGACACAGGAAGCUCUGGGGAACUCGGGGAAAGGGUGCAUUUUCUUCGCCACAAGAGGAAGUUAAGGACACAUCUCUCGCUAAAAUAAAUCUUAAAAGGGGCAGUGGGCACGCGGGAGUCGCCUUUGCGAGAAACUUGUGGGAUUUAUCGGGAAUUGUUUCUGAAAGGAGACCUGGCUUCCCUCUCCACACGUUUAUAUUUCAUUUGGUUCAUUUAAUUUCAUUUCAUCAGCUGCCCUGAACAACUGUCAUCUCCCGAAUUGCCGUAGCAGCCUAUUGCAGCAGCGGAUUGUGCGUAAAGACAGAGACAGCAGCCCUUUCCGCGGACGAGUCAGGCACUUGCCUUCUUCACUUGCUUUAUUUAUUAUUUAUAUCCAAGCCUUUAUUUAUUUUGGGACUCUUUCCGUCUAUUUUGGGGCGUCGGUGGUGAUUUCUGUGGAAUAUGGUGGGGGAAAUGGAAACGAAAGAGAAGCCGAAGCCGACCCCAGAUUAUCUGAUGCAGCUCAUGAACGAUAAGAAACUGAUGAGCAGUCUGCCCAACUUCUGCGGGAUCUUCAACCACCUCGAACGGCUUCUCGACGAAGAGAUCAGCAGGGUACGAAAGGACAUGUACAACGACACGUUAAACGGCAGCACGGAGAAGAGAAGCUCCGAGCUCCCGGAAGCCGUCGGCCCCAUCGUUCAGCUCCAAGAGAAACUCUAUGUGCCUGUUAAAGAAUAUCCUGACUUUAAUUUUGUGGGCCGGAUCUUGGGUCCGCGGGGGCUCACGGCCAAACAGCUGGAGGCAGAGACAGGAUGUAAGAUCAUGGUGAGAGGGAAAGGCUCCAUGAGGGACAAAAAGAAGGAGGAACAAAACCGAGGCAAACCCAACUGGGAGCAUCUGAAUGAGGACCUCCAUGUGCUCAUCACGGUGGAGGAUGCCCAGAACCGGGCUGAGAUCAAGCUUAAGCGUGCAGUGGAGGAGGUUAACAAGCUACUCGUGCCUGCGGCCGAAGGCGAGGACAGUCUGAAGAAGAUGCAACUGAUGGAGCUGGCCAUUCUUAACGGCACCUACAGAGACGCCAACAUCAAAUCACCUGCCCUUGCAUUCUCUCUUGCAGCGAGCGCCCAGGCGCCACGGAUCAUCACCGGCCCAGCACCUGUCCUGCCGCCCACAGCCUUGCGCACGCCUACACCCGCCGGGCCCACCAUCAUGCCCCUCAUCCGCCAGAUCCAGACCGUCAUGCCCAACGGCUCGGCCCACCCAGCAACCGCCACCCUAGUGCAGCCCGGUCCAGAGUCAGGCCUGAUUUACGCAACGCCCUAUGAUUACCCCUACACACUGGCCCCCGCUACCUCCAUUCUGGAGUAUCCCAUUGACUCCAGCGGGGUUUUAGGUAAGCAUAGCUACACCUUUGCAACAGGUGCAGUGACAUCUAAAGUUCGAAGGCACGAAAUGCGCGUCCAUCCUUACCAAAGGGUAGUGACCGCAGACAGAGGUUAGUUUAGUUCAUGUGCUUCUACUCAUUACCAGUAGAAACUCACUGUUGGUCCUGAUCUGUUGUGAAGCAUGUGCAGUUUGAGCAUGUUAAAAGACAGCUUGAAUUCAGUACACUGUGCUGUUCAAUAUGGUGUGUUUGUUUUAAACCCACACACACACACACACACACACACACGUGGUCUUUCCUGCGCAAGGUGGAGUGGUUGACUUCAUUCCAUUAUUUUGAUGACCUUAUGAUUUCAGCAUGAUGUUGAUGAAAAAUAAUGGAGCUAUUCAUGUGAACAUGGUCUCUAUUCGCCCCAUUACGCUCCGCAUUUCUAAUUUUCUCUAGUUAUGCAAACACUAAACAGGCUUGACUCUUGGGAGGCAUUUGAAUCGAUCACGAAUGUGUCCUUUCCAAAUGAGCUAAAGUGACUGUUUAUAAUUACAUGUGGUGUGGAUAUACAAAUCGAAAUCCCAGAGAUAGCUAUAAUGUGUGUUAAAUCCACAUUUCGAUAUCAAUAGGUCAUAGGCUUUUCAAAUCAGAAAAAUCCCAUUAGGAGAUCUUUAAAGCUGAAGUGUAUCAUUUUGGUCAGUGUUGAAAUAUAUGCAGUGAUUAAUAUUAUGCCAUUUGUAGGUAGAUCCCCUUGAAUGAUGGAGCUAAUAACUGUGUUUGUUUGAGGACAGCUACAUUGACUUGAUCAAUGACAUAAUAGUAACGGGACAGUAUAGAAACAGACAUGAUCUUAUGCAGUUCUGUUUGAUUCAAAUAGAAAAAUUAGACACUUUGGCAUUAAAGAAUGGAAAUUGUGCCUUCACUCAAUCUGUGUCAUAUUUUUGGAUAGACCCUUAAUUGGUUAAGGUGUAUUUAAAUACUGAUGUUAUUUUCUGAUGCAGUAAUCAAAAUCUGAAUAGUAUGAAGUCCUGUAUGAAUAAUAUUGAUAUUUUCUGUACCCACAACUGACCAAAUUGAAGUGCAUUAUGUGAUGUGAAUUAGAUAUAUAAAAAAUAAAAAUAACUAAAAAGAUUUGCGAUUACUCCAGAUAACUGGAAAUAGACAGUAAUAUUCAAAUCAGUCGUACGAUCAUUUUUACGAACUUCUUAGGCUUACGAAGCUUUUGGGAAACGCAGCCCCGAUCAGAUAAGCAUCCAAAGCUUCAGUCUUUCAUAACAUUUCUUCAUUUCUCCAAAAUGAUAUCGUGGUUUAAAUUAGAUUUUGAAUUCGAUUUUAAUUUUGCCCCCACCGCAUGUUUAAAGUGAUCACAAUAAUCAUGAAUGAUUACUUUAAUGAGGACAUUAUGAUGGAUAAUGAUUUGACAAAGCAUCCAUGGUGCAAUAACCACCUCAUCAUGAAACAAUUACGAAAUCAAAAACCCUCGAAUAUUUCCCUGUUCACAUGCAUCUAAGUGCAUAUCAAUUCAGUUUGCGCAGGUUAGACAUUGUGUAUUUGUGUGUGUGUGUGUGUGUGUGUAUGGUUACUGUUACAGAUGUUUGCUUAAGCUGGCAAAAUGACCACAGAUAUCAAGCAGAUCAGAUACUGAGAUUGCUUCCUCUCUUUUAAUGUUUUGUUUUUCAUAUCCUUUUUAUGUUUUUAUAUAACGGAACUACUGCUUUGAAGAAAAUCUACUUUUGAGAAACCCAUUUGCACAGAGCUUCCAGAUUUCCAGUCUGUGCAUUUGUACUGGACCACACAAAUCACUUUUUUAUUUCAGCUGUUUACUUAUUAUUAUUAUUAUUAUUAUUAUUAUUUUAUUAUUAUUAUUAUCAUUUCCAUCUGUCAAGAUUUGCCUCAUUUGAUAAAGAGAUUCUAUGUGGCACAAGCCUUUUAUUUUGCACUGAAUACGUCAGAAACCUUCAUCUCCUCUGCUCUUCGUGAGUCGAAAAAGUGAAACCUACAUCAAACCUCAGACGUUGAAACUGAAAGGAGUCUGUCGAGUUAUGGUUGACCACUGCCGAGUGGACGAUAACGUCAGCGCCACUCUGUGGAUGUGAUAGUGUCAGAGUAUAAAUGCAUUUAAGAAAAAAAAAUGAUACAUUUUUUAUGCUUUACUGUAAGCUUCUUUUUAUUUUUGUUGUCGAAAAGAAAAUAGUAUUUACUUGUGGCUUUUAAAAUAUAUAUAAAAAUAUAUAUAUAUAUAAAAAAAUAUAUAAAGCAGGAAUGUAUAUGAAAUGUCAAAUUUGACUUGUAUUUUGGAAGAGAUAGCAAUGGUAUUAUAGAGGGCUAUUUGUAGGAAAGAAAAAUAUGCAUCAUAGCAGCUUUAUAGCACCAUGUUAGAAAAUUUCCUAUAUUUUUGGAUAUAUGUUAGGGCUUUAUAUAUGAAUGACAGGACUUUUUCAAUGUUUAUAUGCAAAAGCAUUUUAUAUUAUGUGUCCUGUGAUUUGUCAGUAGUCUGCAAUGCUGAGGGUAAUGGCUAAGAGUCCCACAGCUUGAAUUUCCAUGGCUAUUAUGCUAGAAAUUUCCUUGUAGUGUUGCUUUGUAUCAUUAAGGCAAAGAUUUUGAUGUUGUUGUAAAUAGAAGAAAAAGGAAUUUAAAAAGGCAAUAAAAAAAAUUAUUGAGUAAAAAAAAAACACCAGCAGUUGUUCUGGCCCUAAAUUAUUUCUGACUAAAUCUCUCAAUGCCUCAGUUCUUACUAAGAAAAACAUUGAUCUUCCAUGUCUAUCGUAACUCUCGUCUUGAUGCUGAAACGUCUUAAGAGCUCGAGUGUUUAAUAGCAGUCAGGUAACGCUGUGACCUUCACUGACUCUCCUCUCCUCUCCUCUCAUUUCAUUAGUAGCUGCCUCUCUCCUGGCCGGUCACACUAGGCUCGCUGCUCCUAUUCAUUCACAAGCAUAUGCUUGGAAGUUCUCCUUUUACUACGAAGUCGGUGAACCCAUCUGAAGUCAUAAAGCGAAAAGACGCAUUAGAGAGUCUAAACUUCAGAUUGACCUCUCGGCUCAGUGUAAUCAAACUCUACAGCUGCAUGAUUUGCAAUGUAUAGAGAGUGUAACCCGAUUGUUACCCGAACUGUUUUAUGAGGUGGCGAUUUUGUAUGAAUAUGGAAACUUAUGAUUAAAAAAAAAAAAAACUAAUUCCAUCACUAAACAUCUUCUCGCAUA
Molecule: messenger RNA, 4713 nt
Organism: Carassius auratus (goldfish)
Lineage: Eukaryota; Metazoa; Chordata; Actinopteri; Cypriniformes; Cyprinidae
Product: protein quaking
Exons: 8
Coding region: 601-1641 (346 amino acids)
Biological process (GO): regulation of mRNA splicing, via spliceosome
Cellular component (GO): nucleus
Molecular function (GO): mRNA binding
Source: RefSeq, a predicted model, not a curated record